CCAGGAUCUAUUUCCUGUUUUUUUUUCUCCCAUCAACCCAACCAAUUUUAUAAGACUGUUUUACUUUAGCUAGUCACUUACGUCCACGCGCCGCUACCGGUCCACCACCACCAAGGAUGUCGGCGCUCAGCACCAUCACUGCCCAUCUCCUCCCUUCACCCGCAAAAAUCUCCGCCUUUGAAGCCGUGAAACCUCGGACCCUUCCCUUCAAUUCCGCCCAGUUAUGCGAUCAAAGCACUUCUACGGCUUCUUUGACCUCGCUGCUGUUACCGAAACCCACUUCCCGUCGGCGACUCAAGUCCGUGGCUGAAGAUAGAGAACUGGGCUCUGCAGAGAGCAUUGAAAGAGAUGACGAGAAAGCUCCCGGAGAGUCAAAGUCGGAGAAGAUAAAAAAUGAGACCGUGUCGAAUUUGUCCGACAGAGAUCGGUUUCUUAAUGCUGCAAUUGUUCUAGGUGCUGGUACUCUCGCCAUCACUAAGCUGCUUACCAUUGAUCAUGACUAUUGGAAAGGAUGGACCCUUUAUGAAGUCUUGAGGUAUGCCCCAGAGCAUAAUUGGAUUGCUUAUGAAGAGGCUCUAAAAGCAAACCCUGUAUUAGCUAAAAUGGUGAUUAGUGGCAUUGUUUAUUCUCUCGGAGAUUGGAUUGCACAAUGUUAUGAAGGGAAACCUCUUCUUGAUUUUGACCGGACACGCAUGUUCAGGUCUGGCCUUGUUGGAUUCUCACUUCAUGGAUCUCUCUCUCACUAUUAUUACCAGUUUUGUGAGGCUCUCUUCCCGUUCAAUAGUUGGUGGGUUGUUCCUGCCAAAGUUAUGUUUGACCAAACCAUAUGGUCUUCAGUUUGGAACAGCAUCUACUAUGUCGUUCUGGGCUUCUUGCGUUUUGAAUCCCCUAGCAACAUUUUUAACGAGCUCCGAUCCACAUAUUGGCCCAUGCUGACGGCUGGAUGGAAGCUUUGGCCAUUUGCUCAUCUGAUCACUUAUGGUGUGAUCCCGUUGGAGCAAAGGCUUCUGUGGGUAGACUGUGUUGAACUUGUGUGGGUCACUAUACUCUCGACUUAUUCCAAUGAGAAGUCCGAGGCUCGGGUUUCUGAAGAUUCAUAAGAGGCCACACCUACUACUAUGCCAAACAGUCCUCGUCGACAAAAAAAAUGAGCUCCAAGAAACUGCAGUAAAGUGAUGGUACAGAUAAACCAUAGCAAGACACAUACUUGUUAUCUAAGAAGAUCCUUGACUUAAUUGUUGUAAUAUUAUUGUUGUAACCUUAGCUUCUUUAUUUUCUUCCUUUUGUCUUGCUUUUUUAUUUACUUACUUGAUGCUUAUAUUCUUGCUUAGGUGCGUUGAUGAACUAGAAUUAUGAUUACAAGCACUGUAAUGAGUGAGUUUUUUUUUAACUGUGAUGAGUGAGUUUGAUCUCCAAGACAAUAAAUUAUUCCAGGAAAAAGGGUCAAAUGAGCCCGUG
This is a messenger RNA of Cuscuta epithymum, 1458 nucleotides long. NCBI's taxonomy places the organism in Eukaryota, Viridiplantae, Streptophyta, Magnoliopsida, Solanales, Convolvulaceae. The record is from the annotation of a GenBank genome assembly.